This is a messenger RNA of Trichoplusia ni (cabbage looper), 709 nucleotides long. RefSeq lists its product as uncharacterized. The record is from RefSeq and is a predicted model, not a curated record. Bases 1 to 477 code for a protein of 158 amino acids. Lineage: Eukaryota; Metazoa; Arthropoda; Insecta; Lepidoptera; Noctuidae. The transcript has 2 exons.
AUGAUUUUUUACCGACUAGGAUUACGGAAGCUCAUCGAAUACUUCAAACUAGACCAACUCUUCAAAGAUGACGAACUCCGCCAAAUGCUUCUACACAAGAAGCCCAAAGAAGUAUACAGGACGAAACUAAAAGCAAACCGUACAAUGGACUUGUGUAUUUCAACCCUACUAUCAUUAAUCAGUUCUCUAGUCUGUCUGUCUAUACCUUAUGCAGCCUUAGACACACCCUGUGAAGUUUUGAAGCAAAAUAAUCUGACUACAAUUUACAACGUUGCUUCGUACUUUGAAAACUAUGUGGAUUUGAUAGAUAGAGUGAUAAUAGCUUUGUCUAUUAUUCUCGUUUUUAUUACUGUGAAAACUAUUGUUGAUGCUAUUAAUAAUACUGAUAUUAAUAUGAGUCCGUGGUUGGAGCGCGGGAAGUAUGUUCUGCCUAAAAAGACACGGAACGUGCAAAAUCGAUCGUCAAUUGAUUCUUGAAGUUCGUGAUUUGCAUAAAUGUAUUGUAUUUGUGAUAAAAUGUGUAAAUAAAUGUAAUAUUCAUAAACUUAUUGGACCAGGGUAGAUACUGAUAACAUCGCCUUGGUAAAUAGGUUUUAAUAAAUCUGUGAUUCUGUCUACAAAAUAAAAUAUAGUAUUCCCAAUAAGAUGUUUCAUUUUAUCUACUUUGAAAAUGUUAAUUUCCCUAAAAUCUUAGCUAAGCAGAUCGCCA